AUGGGAGUUCAAGGACUUUGGAAACUGCUCGAAUGCGCUGGGAGACCUAUAAACCCAGAAAUGCUUGAAGGAAAAAUUCUUGCUGUUGAUAUCAGUAUUUGGUUGAACCAAGCAAUAAAGGGAGCCAGAGAUCAUGGUGGUAAUUCCAUACAAAAUGCUCACCUUCUCACUCUGUUUCAUCGACUCUGCAAGUUACUGUUCUUCCGCAUUCGGCCUGUCUUUGUUUUUGAUGGAGAGGCACCACUUCUGAAGAGACAAACCUUGGCUAAGCGAAGACAAAGAAAGGAAGUUGCCAUCAGUGAUUCCAGGAAAACUACAGAGAAACUCUUGAAAACAUUUUUGAAGAGACAAGUUAUCAAAACUGCUCUUACGGGCAAAAGCAAUGAAGUUUUGCCCAGUAUUACACAAGUUCGAAGAGAAGAAAUUGAUGAUAUAUAUGUAUUGCCUUCUUUAGAGAAAGAAGAGAAGAACAGCUCAGAGGAGGAAGAUGAAAAAGAAUGGGAAGUGAGAAUGAGCCAAAAAAAGAUGUUGCAGGAAGAGUUGUGUGAAAAUCCUCAUUCUGUAGAUAUUGAAUCAGAAGAUUUCAACAAGCUGCCUCCAGAAAUAAAACAUGAGAUCCUGACUGAUAUGAAAGAAUUUACAAAGCGAAAAAGAACAUUAUUUGAAGCAAUGCCAGAGGAGUCCAAUGACUUUUCCCAGUACCAGCUUAGGGGUUUGCUUAAGAAAAGCAACCUCAAUCGGUGCAUAGAAAAUGUACAAAAAGAAUUGAAUCAACAGCACUCGGGUGAAAUCCAAACGCAAUAUGAAAAUGAAGGUGGUUUUGUGAAAGAAGUGGAAUCUAGGAGGGUAGUCUCUGAAGAUACUUCUCACUAUAUCCUAAUAAAGGGUAUUCAAGCAAAAGAAGCUACAAAUAGAGACUUGGAAACUACUGCAGGAGCCUCAUCAAAAGUGCUUGAAUUUACUAAAUUGAAUAAAACCAAUGAAUCUCCUGCUAAUGCAUCUGACAAGUUGCAGAUGGAGAAAGAUAACAAUGUGAUGACAGCACCACCCUCUCCUCGGACUUUGCUUGCUAUCCAGGCAGCUAUGGUAGGAAGCAGCUCAGAAGAAGAAGUGGGGGAUGAAGAUACAGGACAACUGAACGUGGACCAGUCUGUAACAGAGGAAGGCAGUGUGUCUCCAGGGUCACUACAGGCAAUUCAGCAAGCUUUGAGUGAUGGUUAUAAAAAGGAGGAAGUUGUUGCUGUUAGAACUGAUGGAGUGCUACCAGAAAGAUCAGAAGUCAAGGAUUUUCUGCUUAGUAGCUCAGAUGAGGAAGAUCAGAUUCCUGAAGUUAAGGAGGGAAAAAAACCCCCUACAUCUACAAUUCAUUCGUCAAACCAAGUGAUUACGCAAGACACUGAAUUUGAACAAGAGAGUCAGGAGUUCAAAAAAAAUCCUAUUAUGCUUCCGGAUGCCAGUAUAUCCAGAGCUGAAAAUUAUUCUUGUGUUGGUAAUACUACAAAAGGCAAAAAAGAUGUAGACAAAGAAGAAAAUGGUUCCAAAACAGAUGUAAAUUAUUUGGGAGAUAAGGAUAUAAACUUGUGCAUGCAGAAGCCCAGCUAUUCCCCUGUACAAAUUAGUGUAGGGGCUUUGGUUCAUGCUGAAACAACAGACCUUUCUAAACAUGAGGAAAACGUGAAAAUUUCUGAAAAUACAGAGGAGACACAUUCUCUUCUGUUUGUGAAAUUGUCUGAGGUACAAAAGGAUAUUAUCCUUUUUCCAGAAGCAAAACGUCCUGAGGAGGAAAGAGGAGGGUUAUCACAAUCUGAAGACAGUGAUUCUGAUGGAAGCUUUAUUGAAGUGGAUACUGAAAUCAGUAAUGAGUCUGAGUUUCCUACUAAAUAUGAUGAAAAACUGGGUGAUGAAACAGCACUUCCAGAAGUGGAGAUGGACAGACAUGAUACCGUCACACACGACUUGCUGAAGGAGUCUGAUGAAGUGCAGCUGGCAAAUGAUCAGAAUGUUGAAAGAGAAGAUGAUGGUAAAGAUGCAGCGGAUGAGUGGCAAGACAUCAGUUUGGAAGAACUAGAAGACUUAGAAAAUGAUCUUUCUGCUGAGCAGAAUAUGCUUCAGGCUCAAAAACAGCAGCAGGAACGUGUUGCUGCUUCUGUAACAGGACAGAUGUUCUUGGAAAGCCAGGAGCUUCUCCGUCUGUUUGGCAUUCCAUAUAUUGAAGCUCCGAUGGAGGCAGAGGCACAGUGUGCUAUAUUGGACCUUACUGAUCAGACCUCUGGGACAAUCACUGAUGAUAGUGAUGUUUGGUUAUUUGGUGCACGACAUGUUUAUAAAAAUUUCUUCAGUCAAAACAAAUAUGUGGAAUAUUAUCAGUACGUUGAUUUUCAAAACCAGCUAGGGUUGGAUCGAAGCAAGUUAAUUAAUUUGGCAUACUUGCUUGGAAGUGACUACACUGAGGGCAUCCCAAAUGUUGGCUUUGUAACAGCGAUGGAGAUUUUAAAUGAAUUUCCUGGGCAUGGAUUGGAACCUCUCUUAAAAUUUGCUGAGUGGUGGAAUGAGGCUCAGAAGAACAAGAAAGUGAGACCUAAUCCACAUGAUACCAAAGUCAAGAAGAAGCUGCGGGAGCUGCAGCUUUCUUCAGGUUUCCCAAAUCCAGCAGUGGCAGAAGCAUACCUGAAGCCUGUGGUGGAUGAGACGAGGGGUUCGUUCACCUGGGGGAAGCCUGAUGUAGAGCAGAUCAGAGAAUUCUGUCAAGAUCACUUUGGCUGGACUAGGACAAAGAUAGAUGGGAUCCUUUUACCUGUGAUAAAACAGCUGAACUUGCAGCAGACUCAGCUUCGAAUUGAUUCAUUCUUCAGACUAGCACAGCAUGAAAAACAAGCUAUUAAAAGUCAGAGACUACGCAGAGCUGUGACUUGUCUGAAGAGAAAGGAAAAAGAAGCAGCUGAUGAAAUUCGGGAGGCCACUGCUGUUACAGAGAUUGAACUUAAACAGCAUGAGGAAAGGAAAGGGAAGAGUACUGCAGGCUGUGCAAAUCAUCAAGCUGUGGCAACAGAAGUCCAAAGUGGAAAGAGAAGAAAACAUUCAGAUUCCAGAAAAGAACAUUUAUAUGGAGGUGGUUUUAUUGGGAAUUUGCAUCUUUCAGAAACUUCUAGUGACUCCUCAGUAGACGAAUUGGACAGCAGAGAUUUAGGCAAGAGAAAAAGGAGGAAAAAUGUCUCUGCAAUGGAGGCAGCGGACCAUGAAGAGAAAAAGGAGUGCAGUAGCUCAAGUGGUGAAGAUGAACAACUGGGAAACGUAGUCAUGGUGACUGCCAAACCUGUGUUUGAGGGCAGAAAAAAGAAAUCACAGAGUAAGGGGGGAAGAAAAAAGAAGAAGUCUUAAAGAAAAAGUGUCUUUAAAAAGAAAGACUGUGUGCUCAUGGUUUUUAUGACUUAAGCUUUGUAAAUAUUCUACAGAAUUUUUUGAUAAAUAAUAAAUUAUC
Messenger RNA from Phaethon lepturus (White-tailed tropicbird), 3478 nucleotides. It is a transcript of the gene ERCC5, whose product is annotated as excision repair cross-complementation group 5. Gene Ontology annotation, cellular component: nucleus. The transcript is spliced from 15 exons. Gene Ontology annotation, biological process: nucleotide-excision repair. Gene Ontology annotation, molecular function: DNA endonuclease activity; single-stranded DNA binding. Bases 1 to 3378 code for a protein of 1125 amino acids. NCBI's taxonomy places the organism in Eukaryota, Metazoa, Chordata, Aves, Phaethontiformes, Phaethontidae. The record is from RefSeq and is a predicted model, not a curated record.